Molecule: messenger RNA, 6554 nt
Organism: Hippopotamus amphibius kiboko
Lineage: Eukaryota; Metazoa; Chordata; Mammalia; Artiodactyla; Hippopotamidae
Gene: OSBPL8
Product: oxysterol binding protein like 8
Exons: 24
Coding region: 470-3139 (889 amino acids)
Cellular component (GO): membrane; intracellular membrane-bounded organelle; cytosol
Molecular function (GO): cholesterol binding
Source: RefSeq, a predicted model, not a curated record
UGUGAAGGAUCUCCGCCGCUCUGGAUGCCCAGAGAGGUGGGGGCGCGGCGGAUGACAGCAUUAGGCCGCGACGCGUUCUGGGCCGGGCGGUGGUGGUAGCGGCUGCCAGAGCAGCUGCAGCGUUAGCUUUCUCCGGGGCGGUAGCCGCCGCCGGGAGCCCGCAGACGGAGGCAAGGUGGAGGCCCGCCCCGGCCGGUAGACCUCGGGGCCGGAUUUCCCGCCCUCCUCACGGGCCGAGCGGGCAGUGCCUCCGUGGCGGUGAGGCAGCGCCCUUGGUCUGGGCUCGCGCCCCAGCCGCCCCCGGCGACAGCGACCGAGAGAAGUUGGGGUCCGAUCGGACGCGAGCAGGGCCCCAGAGGAACCGGCCGCCCGCGCCCCGCCUCUCCGGGGGACUCCGCACCGGAUUUCCAGAUGUACAGGAUGGAUAAACAUUAAUGGGAAGAGAAGUGUAAACCUAUCUUCUUUCACUAUGGAGACAGGUUUGGCAGAUGGAGAACCUGACCGAACUUUGCUUCUUGGUGAUAGCAAAGAUGUCCUUGGGCCAUCAACUGUGAUAGCAAACAGUGACGAUACUCAACACCUAACACCGGGAAAGAUGAGUCAGCGCCAAGGGAAAGAAGCUUUUCCAACGCCAACCAAAGAUUUGUACCAGCCAUCUUUUAGUCCAGCAAGUCCUCAUAGCCAGGGUUUUGAAAGAGGAAAGGAAGACAUUUCUCAAAACAAAGAUGAAUCUUCACUUUCUAUGUCAAAGAGCAAGUCUGAAUCUAAACUUUAUAAUGGCUCGGAGAAGGAUAGUUCAGCUUCAAGCAAGCUUACAAAAAAAGAAUCUCUCAAGGUACAAAAGAAAAAUUACCGAGAAGAAAAGAAAAGAGCCACAAAGGAGUUACUCAGUACAAUCACAGAUCCCUCUGUUAUUGUUAUGGCUGAUUGGUUGAAGAUUCGUGGUACUCUAAAGAGCUGGACCAAAUUGUGGUGUGUGUUGAAACCCGGUGUGCUACUGAUCUAUAAAACCCAAAAAAAUGGUCAGUGGGUAGGAACAGUCCUUCUGAAUGCCUGUGAGAUCAUUGAGCGUCCAUCAAAGAAAGAUGGCUUUUGUUUUAAACUUUUCCAUCCUUUGGAGCAGUCUAUUUGGGCAGUGAAGGGUCCAAAAGGUGAAGCAGUUGGAUCCAUAACUCAGCCCUUACCUAGCAGUUAUUUGAUCAUCCGAGCUACUUCAGAGUCAGAUGGAAGGUGCUGGAUGGAUGCUUUGGAGUUGGCUUUGAAAUGUUCUAGUCUUCUUAAACGUACAAUGAUCAGGGAAGGAAAGGAACAUGACCUGAGCAUCUCAUCAGAGAGCACACACGUGACUUUGUAUGGCUUAUUACGUGCUAACAAUCUCCACAGUGGUGACAACUUCCAGUUAAAUGACAGUGAAAUUGAAAGACAGCAUUUUAAGGACCAAGAUAUGUAUUCUGAUAAAUCUGAUAAAGAAAAUGAUCAAGAGCAUGAUGAGUCUGACAAUGAGGUGAUGGGGAAAAGUGAAGAAAGUGACACAGAUACAUCAGAAAGGCAAGAUGACUCAUAUAUUGAACCUGAGCCUGUUGAGCCUUUAAAGGAGACUACCUACACUGAACAGAGCCAUGAAGAGCUCGGAGAGGCAGGUGAGGCUUCUCAAACAGAAACUGUGUCAGAAGAAAACAAAAGCCUUAUCUGGACACUGCUGAAACAAGUCCGUCCUGGCAUGGACCUCUCCAGGGUGGUUCUGCCUACAUUUAUUUUGGAACCCCGUUCUUUCCUGGAUAAACUUUCAGAUUACUACUAUCAUGCAGAUUUCCUAUCUGAGGCUGCUCUCGAAGAAAAUCCUUAUUUCCGUUUGAAGAAAGUAGUAAAAUGGUAUUUGUCAGGAUUCUAUAAAAAGCCAAAGGGACUGAAGAAACCUUAUAAUCCUAUACUUGGUGAGACUUUCCGUUGCUUGUGGAUUCAUCCUAGAACAAACAGCAAAACUUUUUAUAUUGCUGAACAGGUGUCCCAUCAUCCACCAAUAUCUGCCUUUUAUGUUAGUAACCGAAAAGAUGGAUUUUGCCUUAGUGGUAGUAUCCUGGCUAAGUCCAAGUUCUAUGGAAACUCAUUAUCUGCAAUAUUAGAAGGAGAAGCACGGUUAACUUUCUUGAAUAGAGGCGAAGAUUAUGUAAUGACAAUGCCAUAUGCUCAUUGUAAAGGAAUUCUUUAUGGCACAAUGACACUGGAGCUUGGUGGGACAGUCAAUAUUACAUGUCAAAAAACUGGAUACAGUGCAAUACUUGAAUUCAAACUAAAGCCAUUUCUAGGUAGUAGUGACUGUGUUAAUCAAAUAUCAGGGAAACUAAAAUUGGGAAAAGAAGUCCUAGCUACUUUGGAAGGACACUGGGAUAGUGAAGUUUUUAUUACUGACAAAAAGACUGAUAAUUCAGAAGUUUUCUGGAAUCCAACACCAGACAUUAAGCAGUGGAGAUUAAUAAGGCACACUGUAAAAUUUGAAGAGCAGGGAGAUUUUGAAUCAGAGAAGCUCUGGCAGCGGGUAACCCGAGCCAUAAAUGCCAAAGACCAAACAGAAGCUACUCAAGAAAAGUAUGUUUUAGAAGAAGCUCAGAGACAAGCUGCCAGAGAUCGGAAAACAAAAAAUGAAGAGUGGACUUGCAAGUUAUUUGAACUUGACUCACUCAUAGGAGAAUGGCAUUACAAGUUUGCAGAUACUCGACCAUGGGACCCACUUAACGAUAUGAUACAGUAUGAAAAAGAUGGUGUUAUCCAGACCAAAGUGAAACAUCGCACUCCAAUGGUUAGUGUACCGAAAAUGAAACAUAAGCCAACCAGGCAACAGAAGAAAGUGGCAAAGGGCUAUUCCUCCCCAGAACCUGAUAUCCAGGACUCAUCUGGAAGUGAAGCUCAAUCAGUAAAACCAAGCGCAAGAAGAAAGAAAGGGAUAGAACUGGGAGACAUUCAAACUUCCAUUGAAUCUAUAAAACAAACACAGGACGAAAUUAAAAGAAAUAUUAUGGCUCUUCGAAAUCAUUUAAUUUCAAGCACACCUGCCACGGAUUAUUUUCUGCAACAGAAAGACUACUUCAUCAUCUUUCUCUUGAUUUUGCUUCAAGUCAUAAUAAACCUCAUGUUUAAGUAGAAGUUCUUUACAAUUGAAUCAAUGAACUGGAAUGAUCAGAUUUGGCCUGGGACCAAUGUUGAAGUUGGUUUGGUCUUUAUUAAAACAUCACAAUAUUUCUAAAACAGAAAACCUUAGAAGUAAAUGUAGAAGUGUUGACUUUUCAUACCUUUUAUCCUUAACCCUGAAACAAGAGCUAUUCUAUUUGGUUAUUAAAGUGAACUAUGUGUUAAGUGCCAGAACAUUUCUAGCUUUUGUGAGAAUGUGUCUACAUGUGAGUAUAAUAAAUCCACAUGUAUACACAAUUGUGUCUUAUGUAUACCUUACAGUAGUCUUUGUAGUCUAUGGUAUGUUCAUGUUAUGAAAUAUAUAGCAUUAAUGUCAUUCAUAACAAAAAUGCUAUCAAUCUUAUAAAUAUACGUAUAGCAAUCUAUUUUCUUCAUAAAACAGGCACAAAACUUUUAUCAGUAAGGAAUUACAGAAGGGGAAAUGAUGGGAUAAUAGACAUAAAUAGUUCAAUACACUGUACUGUUAAAAACAUCAUUUCUAAAGCCUUCAGCUCAAUUGUCUUCUUAGAAACAGCAGGAAAAAAAGUGUGGUAAAAAUUGACUUAUUGAGAGACAAGGUGGCAUUGCUUUUUUUCAAAAGUUUACACAGGAUUUUUUUUAACCCCUAGAACUGAAUAUUUAUAGAUAUGUAUGUGUAUAUCAACAACAACAAAAAAACUGGUAUGCAGCUACUUGGAUCUAUUGAUUAUAUCUUUCUUAUCAUACCUAUGUAAUACCCUCUUAAGCACUUGCUGAAAAAGGUGUGGUCAAACUUGAUUGCUGUCCUUUUCUCUUAUUUUUUUUUAAAACUCGGUCCAACAACAUAGGCCAAAUUCUAGAGGUGUUUAUAUAGGGCAUAUGAAAUGCUAAUAGUCAUGAUUUUUCAUGAUGAAAAGCUUAUUUUAGCUUUCAUUUAGAUUCUCGUGUGUUCAGUGAAACAGUAGAAUAGAAAAUAUAUAUAUAACCAAUAUUUUACUUCAAAAGCCAAAUAAGAGGAGGAUGAUAAGACACUUCGUGUUGGUGGUGUUUUUGUGUAUGUUAAAAUUGGUUUCUUUAAAAUGUGCAAUAAGUUGAGCAUCUAAGAAGAGAGUCAAGUUCUGAAGUUUAAUUCUCUGUUAUCCUCCUCUGUUCUCAGUUCCUCAAGAUUCCUUUUGUUCAGGCUCUGGCAAACAUCUUUCCUAAAUAUUUAUUUCAUUUAAUAUUUUUACUUUAUGUAUCUUAGAAUACUGAAAGUAGGUUUUGAAAUGAAAAUGAAGGUCAGAGAGAGUAAUUGCUCUGGCUACAUCUGCCUUGGACUAAGAAAAGACUGUAAGACACUAGUAAAAUUAUACUCAAAAGUUUAUGCUGUGGUAAGUAUAAAAUCAAGAAUGAUUGCUAAAUUAUGAUAAUUGAAAAUGAUAAAAAAAAGAAAAGAGCCUGCUUUUUUUCCUCCUAACCAAUAUAGCUAUCUUAAGUAUCCUUAGGUUUUAUGAAGAGCUAUCUUUCAUGUAUUUUUGGCAAAACAAUGCUGUAUUCCAUAUGUACGUGUGAAAACAUUUUUUAAAUAGAUUAUAGGUAAAUAAGAUAUACCUACACCCAGUAUAAGUAUAAUAUGACUUACACUAGAAUAGGUGGGUAUUUUGUUUGUAUUUCAUACUUGUUGAUAUAAUUUUUGUACUCACUUUCUGUUACCAAUGUUAUGCUCAACUGCCUAUUCAUUGAUAUGUUUUGUAAAUAUUGUAUGACUUGAUCCUUUUUUAUGGUUAAAUAGUAUUAAUUUAUAUAAGUUGAUUGGCUGAUUACAAAAAUAAUUUCAUUAUUAUACCCUGAAAACUUAUAUUUUUUUGUUGGCAACUCCCCUUUGGGACUUUAGUCUUAUCUACUUGUAUGUUACUUUCAUUUGGUCUAAAUAGUGUUUUAUUUGUAUGGUUAUAUUCUAAGACUGGAGAGGUAGUUAUUUUCUUUAUUUUUGUAUAUUUUCUUGUUAGGGCAAAUGUUAUGGGCUCUUAUUACUCAAGGAGUCAAAAACUAUUUCAUGAGAAAGAGCAGGGUUCCUCAUGACUGUUUCUUACACGCUAAAAGCAUAUAUCUAAUCUAAUAGUCUUCUUAUGCUUUUAGUUGUAUGAGUUCCUUUCUAUGAACUGAACACAAAACUCAGGAAUUGGUGGCUUAGUUUUAGAUCAGUGCUUAUACUAGGCUUAGUAUGUGAAUCCUUUAAAACGCAUAAUUAACUUUAUAUUUAGCCAUAUAUGUAGUUGACUUUGAAUGUUCUCCACCUGAAAUUAAUCUUCCUUCACAUACGGAGUCAUAAAAGUUGUGAUUUACAGUUCCUGGUUGUCUGAGAGCCUCAUGAUGGUUUCUAGGAUUCAAGACCUAUGACCAUUUUUUUUUUUUAAUUUGAUCAAAAAUUUUAUCUUUUCACUUGAAAAUUUAAAUGAGUGAUAAUUAUUGACAUGUGCAUUUCUGUUUUAGUUGUUAAAUAUACUAUGCCUUCAGUUAUCUACCAUUUAGUGAGAUGUAGCUGGCCCAGGAAAAGAUAAUAAAUAGGGCAUGUGAAAUAAGUAAGUUUCAGCAAUAGAUAUUUUACUUAUAUUCCAUGUCAGUACUUUUUUGUAUUACUUAUAAAGGUACAGUGUAAUCUUUGUCACCAUUCCAUUGAAACAGUUGGCCUUGUAAAAUACAACCCUCAUUUAGUAUUCACGCUUUUGUGCCUUUAAGAAAAUACUUUUUGUCACUUUUGUGUUACAGAACUAUAAUAUGAUUCAAAGUGUUCAUAGGCUUAAUUGUCAUAAAAGGGUCAUUUUUCUGUGUCACUUUAUUUCCUUUUAUAUAGCUAUAGCAUAUUUAAACAGUAAUGCUGUACUUUUAUCAGGGUUUGUCUACCUAUCUCAAAUAUAUCCUUCACUUUCAGACAUCAUUGAAGUAGACUUGUCAGAUUAUUCUGCGUAUUGUAAACAGUGCCUUUUUGAUGGAAUUCACUGUUUUAGGGUGUCAACUUGUGCCAUAUACACACAAAAUUAUGUGGAGAAGGCAGUUUUAACUUUUUGAAGAAUAUCUUAGUCAAAUAUUUAAGAAAACAAAUGUAUAAAAUUCCAUUUUUUUCCAGUGUUUAGCAUUUCCAGUGAGCAGUGAAUAUAUUUGGGUUUUUUUGUUUGUUUGACAUACAGUGAUAAUGAGCCAUACAUGAUGCUGCAGAUUAUUUUGAAUUAUGUUAAAUGUACAGAAAUAAAAUAUUAAGAUUAGCAUUUAAACCAAAUUUUCCAGUUGAACCAUAGCGGGGGACGGGGGGGACCCCACACAAAUCACUAAGUUUACAUUUCAACUUCCAUCUUAUUUGACUACAUGGAAAAAGAGAUUCUUUAAAAUGUAUAACCUGCCACUAUUAUGUAAUUUGGUUUCAUUUUGUUGAC